AUGGGUACCAGGCGCAGAUCUCCUCUAUGCAAGGCUGGUACUCGUCGAGCACCGAGAACUUCCCAUUCUCGCUCUCACCCUAUGGCUCUUCGUAGACCAGUAUCCGCGCAAAUGAGCCCUGCUUCCGUCGCACCAACCUCCUUUGAUACUCCUUUGAUGUCAAGCCCCAAUGCUGGCGAUAGCGGCUCUCCUUCGAGAAAUCGACUAGAAAGCGUAUUCGAGACACAGACGCUAAAGUACAUGGAGGAAUCGAAUGAUAUCCUACAGACACGAUCACAAACUCUUCUUCUUCUCAACCAGAAGCUGGCGUCAUUGAAUAACGAAAAAGAGCGGCUUAAUACUGAGAUGGAGCAAGAGAUAGCUACCCGCGCAUCAGAGUACCAAUGCCCUCUUUGUCUUGGAUUAGCCUGGAAUCCACAUGUUCUUGUCUGUGGUCAUUCCUUUUGUUCUAAGUGUCUCGGCCAACAUAAAGCUGAGCAUGAUCGGAAACGUACCGCAAACGCAAUUGGAACAGAUCUAGAUCCCGUUAUUCGUUGCCCAACUUGUCGCAGCCUCAUCCUUCGCAAGCCUCAGUUCUCUCACACUAUCCAGAGUGGCGUUGAAAGUGUUGCGAAGUACUUACAUGAAGAUGCACCAUCUGCACAUCGGCUUGAAUGGUCUUACUAG
Molecule: messenger RNA, 666 nt
Organism: Lentinula edodes (shiitake mushroom)
Lineage: Eukaryota; Fungi; Basidiomycota; Agaricomycetes; Agaricales; Omphalotaceae
Exons: 3
Coding region: 1-666 (221 amino acids)
Source: RefSeq, a predicted model, not a curated record